This is a messenger RNA of Cyclocybe aegerita, 2295 nucleotides long. The record is from the annotation of a GenBank genome assembly. Lineage: Eukaryota; Fungi; Basidiomycota; Agaricomycetes; Agaricales; Hemipholiotaceae.
AUGGAAAUUUGUCAGGUGGAAUCUAUAAAACGUACAUUAGCAUCCCUCAAUCCAGGUGUUCUUUUAUUGCAGUCCUCUAAUACCAAAGUUUUCGUAGACGCAGUCGAGAAAAAAGGUGCAGAGAUUUGGUGGUGUGACGGCCGUGACGAGGGGCUUUGGAAUCCUAGCCCUCCCACCGACAGCCACCACAAGAUGGCCAUUACCAGACGUGUAUUUCAGCCUAACAUUCUUGACGGUCGCGCUCCUGCGAUCAAUAAACCACUUCCAACACAUCUCAUCCCAGAAAAUGAACUUUCUCAAAGCGAUAUCUCCACUGUUUUCGACCAUCCUCGCCCUCUUGGACUCUCUCCCGGCUUCGACGAGGAUGGCCGAUUGGUGGCAUUAGCCAUCGCGGACGACACACAAUGCAGGAUCAUCGAGUUUCAACAUCCUCGGCGCGGCAAGAAGGCCACUGCUCUCCCAAAGAAUAUCCUCGAUGGGCGACAGAUUCUGCAAGACUCUAUUCUUUGUCGCCCGGUCGGCGAUCUCUUCGCCUUCGACAUGGCCCCUCUCACGAUGUCCAUUUACGGCGACUUGGAUGCCCGCAUCACAAACGCCGUCGACAUCCAGUCAGCAUUCCCUGUUAAGAACCCUGCCGCAGAUCGUAAACCUCUUGUUGCAAUUAAAGCAGCCAUUGGCGAGUCUGACAUUAAGAUACGGGAGGACAACAUCCGCGACCUUUUCUUCUACCCUACGUAUAACGAAGACAACCGCAACCGCGUUAGCGACCUCGCAAUACGAGCAUGGGUCUCCCAGUUCUUGCCAAGCUUCGAAAACGGGGCAGAAACAUUUGAAAAGGUUACUAGGAUUGACACGAAGAAGCUUGAGGGCCCAGCUAUAGAAAUGAUCGGCAAGCUUGCAAACGAUUCCCUGCGUCUUGAUCAGAAGAAGACCACAUAUACGACCCAUAUUGUCACUCAAUCCGUUGAUGCUGCCAGCAGUGAGCUCCGCCUCAGCUCGAACAACUUCAAGACUCGCCUUCGAGGUGAUCGACGUGUUCGCAUGGGUGUUGAAGGGAACCUGGGUGCCUUCACUGUUACUGCAACAAUGGGUGCUGUAUCCGGGCGUUCUGGCAAUGUUAACACCACAAGGAACUUGACUGAUAAGCAGAUCAUGACUGUGACAUCAAUGGGGCGUGAUGACCCAACCACAGCAGAAGCAAAACGGGCACAGUCUAUUCUCCAGUAUCUCCAGGGCAAUCAAAACUUUGGUCCCUGGGUGCAGAACAUCUGGUUCCCCACUGGUGAUGAUUCCCCUCUUGUUUGGCCUGAAGAAUGGACAACUCAGAAUUCCAACUCCAAACCUCAGACCUUCAAACCUCAAAACUCCAAACAGAAGAAGGAAGGGCUGAACCAGCCUCAGCGUACUCUCAAUCCAUCUCAGCAAAAGGCUGUUAACACCAUGCUCUCAGCACAGGAUGAUCAUCAUAUUGUCCUUGUUCAAGGUCCACCUGGUACAGGAAAAACUUCUGUGAUCUCAACCUUUGUCCAGUUUGCAGUCAACAUCUUCAACAAGAAAGGCAUCUGGCUUGUUGCACAAUCCAAUGUUGCAGUCAAGAACAUUGCAGAGAGGCUCAUCAAGGAUGGCUUUGAGAAAUGGAAGCUUCUUGUCUCAAAGGAUUUCCACUAUGACUGGCAUGAACAUCUCUAUGCUGCUGAGAUUGGCAAACACCUUAUUCGCUCUGAUGAGUUUCACAUAGCAUCCAACAAAGCCAAUCUUCAAGGUGUUCAUGUCAUUCUCUGCACCCUCAGUAUGCUAUCUCAUUUCAGUAUUACCAAAUUCACAAAAGAGGUUCCUCUGGAGAUUCUAGUGGUGGAUGAAGCAAGUCAGAUUGAAAUUGGAGGUUAUUUCUCAGUUUUCUCCAAGUCUAUAUCUUUGAGAAAAACCUGUUUUAUUGGAGAUGAUAAACAAUUGCCACCUCAUGGUCAGGAAGACCUCAAGAACCUUCAAAGCAUUUUUGAAGUAGACCAUCUACAAAAAUAUGUUGUAUUUCUUGAUAUUCAAUACCGGAUGCCUCCUCAGAUUGGAAACAUUAUAUCUGAGGCUGUCUAUGACAACAAACUAAAUUCUAAUCCAGCACAUCCUGUUUCUGACUCUGUCAAGACUUGCUACUUUAUUGAUGCCUCUGGAAGAGAGCAACCUCAGCCAGAUGGAUCAUUUAAAUAUUACAACUUGCACAAAAGCUUGAAGAACAAGAAAAAAGUUACAGAAUCAUUACACCUUAUGAAGGGCAACGUGGAAAUAUUGAAGCUAUGA